This is a messenger RNA of Octopus bimaculoides (California two-spot octopus), 7334 nucleotides long. Its product is annotated as tRNA (32-2'-O)-methyltransferase regulator THADA. Gene Ontology annotation, cellular component: cytosol. NCBI's taxonomy places the organism in Eukaryota, Metazoa, Mollusca, Cephalopoda, Octopoda, Octopodidae. Gene Ontology annotation, biological process: tRNA methylation. The record is from RefSeq and is a predicted model, not a curated record.
GCGCCAGCAUCAUUAACUGGCUGCAGCAUGGCAUCAGCUGAAGCUUCUCUAGCAGCACUGUGAUACACCUGCAUGGGGACAGAAAUGAAUCAAAGCAGAUUUGCAAACGUAUAGAUUAUUGUGUUAAAUAAAAUAGAGAGAUUAAUGUGAGUCUGAAGAGAUACGGCAGUGCGGCAACGUGAAGUGCUCUUAGGUUUAAAGCCAGCCUCAUUUCUAAUCUGACAUGAAAGCAACAACUGGUCACAGCAAGUAGCUCUACCUUCCGAAAAUGUGUACCGCUCCUACUACUACGGUAGCCCAAGCUGCUGCUACUUCUUCUUGGUAGGCCUCAGAGACUGGUUUAUUUACUGCACGGGAAUGGACCAGCACCAUUUAGAGAGUGCCAGGACCAAAGUUGCUGGGAACCCAGUGUUACAAAAGCUUAUCAAAGAUUAUGCCAACUCAGUCUGGGAUGUUCUCCAUGCUAAACCCAUCGACCGGCAUAAGUUGGUAAAGGAGAUUGAGGCAUCUUCUGAGAAACUCUUAUCUCUGAUACAGGAAUCAGAAGAAUGUCAUUUUAUUCAAGACUAUACAACUGCAGUACUGGCUUGUUACAUUGCUUGCAUUGAAACCUCCAGUCUUGCCAGAUGUUUCAAAAAGCUCUUGGAACCAAUACCACAUGCCCUGUUGAUGGAAGAGAUAAGCUUUGUGUUUCUCAGUCAUUUGUCCUCUGACUCGCAUAUGACUUCUGCCACAAUGAGUAAAUUCGGUCAUUUAAUCGAGCAGUGUGCAGAAGUGCAGCCAUUGAUUGUUGAUUCCUACCCACAGGUCUGUAAUAUACUACACAAACACAUAAGUUUGGCCCUCAAUGUAAACACUACCUCUGACCUUCUCUAUUCAACUGUCAAGACCACACUGGUGCUGUUUCAACAUUUUCCUCAGCAAACCAAAUUACAUCUCAGUCUUCAAGUCAAUGACACAUCCUCACCACUCACUUCAUUGGUACAAAGCCUACUGGUAGUACUUGCAGAAUCGCACUGUAGUUCCGAAACCGUCCUGCUUGCAGGUACUGCCUAUUCCAUGAUGCUAAAUUCUCUGCCUUGUAAUCCUGUUACUAUCUGCAGUCUCUUCUGGAGUAGUUUGACCAUCUUAAAUCAGCACAAAAAAUUGUUAAACUGGGAGCAAAUCUUGAGAAACAGUGUAGACUUUGAGAAGAAGUCUCCUCACAUUGGUGCAAUUCGUAGCGACAAAUUUGGAUGUCUCUCUCUCGUCCGUGGUUUCAUUUCUUCUACUGAGAAUCCUUUUCUUUUGCUAGAGGAACACAUUGAGGGAACCAACAUGAAUGUUCCUCUAAUUAUGAGAUUGUUCUUUACAAUUUAUAAAAUGUGCAAAACCAUCUCACUAGACUACCACAGUUUCAACUUACUACACAUCUGGUACAGCAGGUAUUUGAGACUUCUUCCUGAACUCUAUAUUAAGAACUCUUCUGGUUUCUCCCAAGAAAAUCGAGAGAAACUUGAAAGCCAAUCUCUGGAGUUAAUAUGGUUGCAUUGGGACAGCCCAGUUGAAGGUGUGUCAGAGACUGUUUCCAAUAUAUUCCACAUCAUGUGUCAGAUUUGGCAUGUAGAGCGCAGUCUUGGCAGUCAGGAUGGUAAUGCCUUACCACAAAAACUGCUUCAGAGGUUGAUUACAUUACCUUGGUAUGUGAAAGGGAAAUAUAAGUUGAUGAGUUCUCUGCUUCAGUUUUUGGAAUAUAACAAUGCAUUCUCUAACCUGGAAGAAGUGAAAUCACAGUUGGUUAUGUGUAUGGCUACGAAUCAUCUGGUAACUUCUGCCAGCGAGGUUUACCGUGUUUACAUGACCAAACUUGCUCUAUGCAAAGAUACUGUGAGUAUCUGGGACCAAGACUGGAGAAACACACUUCUUGAUGGCCUUGCUAAUGAAGAUGAGCUGGUAAAACGUAAUAUCUGCCACUACUGGUUGCCGUCCACUCUGAAGUUCAUCCCUCAGUGUGGUCAACAUCUCAGCAUGUUGCUGACCGGAGCUUUGAGUCCUUCCAAACAUCCGCAGCUGGACCUUUGUCGUAAGCUGGAUCUCCAAUCAAAGUGGAGUCAUCCUGAACUACUACACAUUUGGAUUAUGGUCUCUCUGACAAUGAGAAAUCUCUCUGGUUCCAUUGAAUGGAAUGAAACUUUACUCCGUGAAGCUCUCUGUUCCGAAAGUGCUCCUUUGAGGCUAGAUGCACUCACUCUUCUCUGCAGCUCUGCAAAAAAAGCUGAAAUGCUUCAUUCUCUGGAGUCUAAACUGCUGAUGGAAGCUCUUCCUGUCAACUUGAAUAUUGAUUCAGCCCCAUUUCGACAGAAUCUGGUCUCAGCACUGAAGAAAUUGCUGAUUAGAAUCAGAGACAGUUGCUCCUCUUUGAUGAAAACUCAAAAUUUGAGCUCAAUUGAUCAUUCCAUUGAAUUUGUGGACUGGUUACACAGGUUGUGCACUGAAAACCUUGUCCCUGGUUCAAACUUCCAGCGACGCAAGAUGUGUUUGGAAAUACUGAAUGUCAUCUAUGAAGUAUUUGUUCUGCCUGAUCUUAGUUACAAAAGGAAAUCUUUUGUAGAUUCUUUGAAAAAAUUGAUUACUUUUGCUCAGCAAGAAAAAGAGUUAUGGGACUUUACAUCGUCAAUGUCAUUUGUGUCUAUAUUACUUUGUAUCUUAGAUGGCGCUGAUGAGGUAAGAGAACUUGCUGCAGAUGUAUUAGAGAAAUAUUUUGACUGGAGCCCUAAAUAUCUGUCAAGUUCAAAGAAAAAUCUUCCAGCCCACCUUCUAAGUGAAGCUCUUUGUUUGUGUAACAGUCCUCGGCAUCCAGAUUGUCUCAGUGGUAGUUUGCUUUGCAAGUUGGUCUUCUGCAAGGUUAUAGCUGACCAGAAGAGAUACUUCACAAUCCAUUCUGUUAGUCGUAUGUACGAAGUUGAGGAGACAACACCCUCUGAAUUGCCCAGUACUCUGUAUUUCAUGCGUUCCUUAUUGAAACAGAUAGAACUUGGACUCUCUGCUGCCACACAGAAUCCUGUGGUUGCAUCAAAAGAGAAAUCUCUUCAUGGUCUCAUUUGCUGUAUCGAAGAAUGUCUGCCCUACUGCAUCGAAUCUGUUGAAGAUAACGAGGUCAUUGCAUGGCAAUCAGUCCUAGAAUAUAUCAUCAAUUUAGCCAUCCGCAUCAUUAAUGUCGUCAUGUGCAUAUUAUCAGGUGGACAAGAUUCUACUGCAUGCCCUUCCUUUGCUGACAUAGCUGUGGCUCUGGAGAAUGUCAUUUGUGACAGCCAAGCCACUUACCAAGCGUCUGUGGUUCUAUCAAACGAAUACCAGUUUCUUCUUUCCUGGUGCUGGAUCAACCUCAAGGAAAGUUCUUCUCUCUUAGGCCAAAUUGUAAAUUUGGUGAACAAGAAUCAAAAGAGGAGCACUACCGUCACCAAAAACCUUACCCUAUCCUUCGAGGUGUAUCAGAAAAUUAGCAACACUUUUGUUAAAGUCCUCACCCAGUGUAGGCAUCGGGGUGCCAUUGAGAACUGCCGUUCAGGUUUUAUAGAUUUCUGUAUGACAUUGCUUUCUACUAAACACAGUGCCAGUUCUAUUCCUGAAAAAGUUCUGGUCCAAAUCCUAAAGAGUUUAAACAGUGGUGAACUGGAUGUAUCGAUAACCCGUCGGUCAGCAGGCCUCCCCAUCAUUGUUCAGUGUAUCUGCAUUAGUGAAAGGAAAACUAAAAAUGGACACCUCAUGACAUACUCUAUGAAGUCUCUGUUUGCCACAGCAUCUCAGCCAGUGCCAGUUGCAUCAACAUGUGAGAAGCGGGACCUGAACCAGGUUCAUGCUUUGAACAUCCUCAAAGUUCUGUUUGGAGACAAUAACCUUAACACUGGACUUCUUGCACACAUCAGUGAAGCUGUCAAGUUGGUCAUUGCUGGUUUUGAAUCCCCUUCCUGGGCCAUACGGAAUGCUUCAACUCAGUUGUUCAGUACGUUAAUGACGAGAAUGUUUGGUCAGAAAAAAAUUAAAGAUGGAUGUGUCUUAAAUACAAUGUCACUUGAAGAAUUGGCUGUUCACUUCCCAGAUCUUCUGCCAUUCCUUCUGUCAAAAUUGUCUCAGUCAAAGAAUGUUCAGAAAACCAUCCAUAUUCAGCCAUCUUUGUUUCCUGUUUUGACGCUCCUCUCCAAUGUAGGGGCCAGUGAAAAGAUCAAGGAUGACACUGUGAACCUAUGUGACCAGUUCAGCAUGCUGAUUGAGCCACUUAUUGAGAGCCGAGUCUAUCAGAUGCGAGAGCUUGCUGCUAGUGCAAUGGUUGCAGUAACUGCACCAUCUCAAAGGCACAAUAAAAUCAUCAUGCUCUUGCACCAGAUACCCAAUAUUCAGGAUCAGCACAAUAAAGUCCAUGGAAUAUUCAUAUUUGUAGAGAAACUCCUACAAGCUCAAAGUUGGAACAAAGAUGAUUUGAAGAGUAUUUUACAGAAGCUGAUUAACUUAGCUUUUCCACAAGAUUUUCCUCUGGAUCCACCAUCAUGUGGAUUAAUACAAGCUAGAUUAAUUCAAAUAAUCAAGAAUACAGUGUUGGCAACACCUGGUAUCGACUUUCUGGGUGACAACUGGAGUCAACUUUGCACCCAUCUGUGGCAACAAAUUGAAUCAACCACCAAGAAUAGUCCUACUAUUGGUUUCUCAAGCAUGUUAUCUGAGCAUGCUGAACUGCUGUUUCAUUGUACAACUGCAAGCUAUGUCGCCGGAGAAGCUGACAGUCUUAAGCCAGUUGUUGACUUGCUCCUCACUUCAAAAUGUUAUGAAGUACAAGAACGGUGCUGCCAGACCUUACACCAAUACCUGCAGUCCAAAAAACUCCCUGUAACAUUCUGGGAAAGUGUAAUGGAGCAGUUUAUUAGUCUGCAGUUAAAUGUCAGUCGAUACAGUCCAAUACAAAUCACGGUGCUUGACUUAUUCAAUGCCGUCUAUCUGAAAUGGUCUGACCACUUUGACAAUUACACCCACCUGCAUUUAAGGACUGAAGACAUUAACAUCAUACUCAACCAGCUGCGUGAGGAGUUGCUCUCUGUUGGUAUUGGUACGGCACUUCAGUCAACAAUCCUGCCAGCUCUGAGUAUCUGCACUAAACUGAUCUCCACUUCACCCUCCACCACAAAGUUUGAAGAGCUCUACCUCAUGUGGUCUAGUUAUCUGUUCCAACAAUUGGGAAAUGUUGAUAGUAAUCUACGCAUGGCACUCAGCCAGUCCUUAGCCAUUGCUGGUAAUGCUGUACUCUCCACAAUUAACCUCUUGGCCAAAAGUAUAUCCCCAGUAUCUCAAAAAGAAAUUUCAUACAAAAUCUUCCACACAGCUUUGUAUUUACUACAAGAUGACAUCAACGAAGUGAGAAACUGGGCUGCACAUUUUGUCCAUUCUUUACCCCUUUUAUCUUCACUAAAACAGUUUACUAGUCUCCAGAGUAAUAUUUGCUUGAAGUUACUCUUCCACCAUCUUGUCUGUCACUAUCCUAGUGCAGCAUGGGAUAUCCUUUACGAUCUUCUCUGCUAUAAUGAUGGAUCAGAAUGUGCUGCAUCUCUGGAAGCAAUGCUUUCAAGAAAGUUACAAAUAAGUUCAUGGCAACUAUUUGACCAAGAAGAUAAUAAUUGUUUUGCUGAGAAAAUGGUUGUGAAUCAAAUGGCACAUGCUGCUCUAGUUAAACUUUUAAGCAAUACAAAGCCAGUUAGCAAACGAGAACAGUAUCUGUCAACAUUGUGUACCAGUGUCCUUCACAAAGGAACCAUACUCUUUGAAUCAUUAUCAAAGAAUCUAAAAGAGAAGCCUUUGUUAAAUAUUAGCUGUGAUGUACAAGUGUUCCCAGUAAUCCAGGGGAUCUUCUUAGCCACUAACACCAUCAUGGAUUAUCUGUACAGACAUCCUGAAGCACAUAUUGAACAGAUUAACAAUCUCAAAAGCAUGUACGCCAAAUUGGAGAAGGUACGAAACCUCCAUCCAGUAAUUCAGAGUAUAAUGUUACAGGCAACAUAGACAUUCAACAUGAAAAGAUGACAUAACAAAAUUCAAAGUUCAUCACCUUUAUGCAUUCAAAGUAAAACUGAAAUAAAUUAAAACUUUUAGUAAGAAAAAUCAAACAAACAAACAAAAGCUAUAUUUCUUUGAUACUUUCUCCUCUUUAGUCACUGAACCAAGCCAUCUUACCCACUAACCAUAUCUCAAGCAAUUGUGAUUACGUCCAUAUUUUCAAAAAAACAUUUUUUUGCAAAAUUGAUGAAGUGAGGUUCAAUUUUUUUUCCAAAAACAAAUUUUACAAUUGUGAAAAUAAAUCUUGUUACUAUAGGAAUUUAUUAUUUUUUUUCUCCAAUUUAUAGCAUCUUAUUUUAUUUAUUACUUACAGUUUACAGUUCUGUAUUUUGCUAUAUUCAGCCUCUGAUAAAUGCUUGAGUUUCUACUGAAAUGAAAAAAUCUGUUUAUUUUGUUAAUUGUAAUGUUUUGAAAUUUUUACAACUUAAACUUCAUUCUCAAUGUGUAAACUAAAAAAAUUUGAUUUCGUUAUUUAAACCUCUUCUUAUAUCUAAAAUUUUUGUUUCCCAAAUUGUGUUUUUCAAAACUAUACAUAUCAAUGAAUGAUUGGCCAGUAUUUAAAUGUAUGUGUACAAAGUAUGACAUGUACCAAUGAUGAGAAAGAAGAAAUGUGCUCUGUAUAUUUCAAGGUUUUCAUAAUUCACAACAAGCAACACUUCACAAUUCCCAAUAGACAACAUCCCACGAUCUUUACCUGAAACUUACCACUCUACUAUCAAACUGAUAACACUUUACAAUAGACACUACACCACAGUCUGCUCUUGAUUUCACUCCACCAUCCACAACAAACACCAACCCAUAAUUCACAGUGGACACUACUCAACAAACUACUGAUAGCCAUCACCAUCCCACAACUAACACCACUUCUUAAUCGACCAAUGACACUGCUUCCCAUUCCUUAACAGACACACUCUCCGAUGCAUGACCAAUGCUCCUCUACAAUUCACAACUAACACUGCACUACAAUCCAAGCCUGACACCAUUACACAAUGGAUACUACAUCACCUUCUUCAACUGAUACAGCCCCUUAUCUAUAAUUACUCCACCCUACAACCCACAACUUACACCACUCCACAGCUGACUAGUGGCAACACUUUACAAUCCUUAACAGACACCACUCCCCCAAUCUUUAGCUGAAACUACCCUAGAUCUACAAUUGACACACCUCACUUCAGUUUUUUCCAAAAAGAAAUUUUACAACUGUGAAAAUAAACCUUGUUACUGCAGGAUUUUUUUCCCUCCAGUUUAUAAUGUCA